Molecule: messenger RNA, 2919 nt
Organism: Gossypium raimondii (Peruvian cotton)
Lineage: Eukaryota; Viridiplantae; Streptophyta; Magnoliopsida; Malvales; Malvaceae
Product: disease resistance protein SUMM2-like
Exons: 1
Coding region: 157-2772 (871 amino acids)
Molecular function (GO): ADP binding; ATP hydrolysis activity; protein binding
Source: RefSeq, a predicted model, not a curated record
GAAUAGUUUGUCUUUGUUUACCUGCGAAUUUUCUCUCUGUUUUUGUUUACCAAAAUAUUCUCAAUCUUUCAUAUAGCUCUAUAAGCAUCUUUGAUUUAUUCCUUGCUUCUAUUUCCAGAAAUUGUUCAGCUCACUCUUCUAAAAUCAAAAACAGGUAUGGGUAAUAUCUUCUCAUUCUCACUUUCACUCGAUACCAUCAUUACCCGUUGUUGGGAUUCUGCUUUUCUAUGCAAACUUGAAGAAAACCUCCCUGCUUUAAAAACUGAAGUAGAAGAUUUGAAGGCGACCAGGAGGGAUCUGAUGAGCAGGGUCAGGGUCGCUGAAGAUGAGAAGCAACUUAAGCGGCUACCCCAAGUUGAUCUUUGGCUUCAGAGGGCCGAUCGUGUGAUAACCGAUGCUGAUAAACUGAUUGUCCAAAGUCCUCUGCAUGUUGAAAAGUUAUGUAUGGGAGGUUGUUGUUCCAGGCAUCCCAGGUCCACCCACAAGUUCGGGAAGCAAAUCGCCACAAUACUCCAAGAGGUGAAAGGCCUGAAGGAGAAUGGAGAUUUCAGUGAUGUAGCCUGCAAGCCACCAAUUCCUUCCGCAAAUAAACGACCUUCUGAUCCAACUGUGGGUUUAGAGUCCUAUGUCAAUCAGGUUUGGAGGUGUCUUCAAAAGGAUCAAGUGGGAAUUAUUGGCAUAUAUGGCUUAGGAGGGGUUGGCAAGACAACCCUCCUAAACCAAAUCAAUAACAAAUUCCAUGAUACUACCCAUGAUUACCAUGUAAUUUGGGCAGUUGCAUCGCAAGAUCGGCCAAUUGAGAGAGUCCAGGAUGAGAUUGCCAAAAGAAUAGGCCUCUCUAAUGAAGGUUGGAAAUCUAUUGAAGAGAAAGCCGCAGACAUCUUCAACGUCUUACGUAAAAAGAAGUUUGCAUUGUUGUUGGAUGAUAUAUGGGAAUGGUUUGAUCUCACAAGAGCUGGGGUGCCUCUUCCAACACAACAAAAUGGCUCUAAAGUCAUUUUCACAACUCGUCGUCGUGAUGUGUGCUGUCAAAUGCAACCGAACAUGGAUAAUAAUAUCAGAGUGGAAUGUUUACCACCAGGAGAAGCUUUCAAACUGUUCGAGGAGAAGGUUGGAUCAGAGACCCUUCAAAUGCAUCCAGAUAUUUGCAAGUUAGCUGAAGCGGUGGUGGAAGAGUGUGCAGGACUACCUCUCGCUCUCAUUACAAUUGGGCGGGCCAUGGCAUCCAAGAGGACCCCUCACGAAUGGAAAUAUGCUAUUGAAGUUUUAAGGCAAUCAACAGCUUCUGUGUUCCCAGGGGUAGGGAAAGAGAUGUUUCCCAAGUUAAAAUUCAGUUAUGACAGUUUAGCUGAUGAAAAAGUGAAAUCUUGUUUCCUGUAUUGUUCUUUAUAUCCAGAGGAUAAAUCCAUCGAAAAAGAUGAACUAAUCCAUUGUUGGAUCGGGGAAGGACUUUUGGACGAGCAUACCAAUUUGAGCAAUGCCAGAAACCGGGGACAUUUCAUUAUAGGUUCUCUUAUUGACGCAUGCUUAUUGGAGAAACAAGGUAAUCAUCGUAUAAAGAUGCACGAUGUGAUUCGCGACAUGGCUUUGUGGAUUGCUGGUGAAUCUGAGGUGAAGUUUUUUGUCAAAUCAGGUGUUCAGUUAAAGGAACAACCAAAAGAUAAAAAGUGGGAAGAGGUAAUAAGAAUGUCGGUGAUGGAUAAUCUAAUUGAAAAUCUAACUGACAUAUUGGCAUGCCCCAAUCUCCAAACUUUAUUUCUUGGGAGGAAUCGUUUGAAGGUGAUCAUCAAUGAUUUCUUUAAUUUCAUGCCGAUGCUUAGGGUUCUAGACUUGUCCCACAACAUGAAUUUGAAAGAAUUGCCAGUUGGAAUCGGAAAGUUGGUUUCACUAGAACAUCUCAAUCUGUCAUUUACACACAUAAGAAAGCUGCCAAUCGAAUUGAAGGCCCUUAAAAACCUGAAAUAUUUGAAUUUGGAGCGGACAAGGAGGCUGAGAAUAAUCCCACAAUUGAUAUCCAGUUUCUCUAAGUUGCAAGUACUGAAAAUGGAGGGGUGUUGCUAUCAAUGUUCACUGGUUUUGGAGGAAAUGGAGCAUUUAAACUAUUUGAAUGUGUUGACCAUUACUUUUACAAGCACUUCGGAGUUAGAAAAAGCUUUGGGGUUCAACAAGUUCAUUAGCUGUGCCAUUGAACAUGUAAGCCUUCAAGGUUUUAGAGAUUCAAGGUCAUUGAAUAUUUUGGCUUUAGCAAAUUUGCAGCCUUUAUAUAGCUUAGAACUUUCGGGUUAUAUGGUUAUUGAAGAUGUGAAGAUCGAAAGUAACAUAAUUGAAGGUGUAGGAUGCUUCCAUAGCCUUCGAUCUAUAUACCUAUUCGACUGCAAUCAAUUGAGGGAUGCGAGUUGGAUAAUUUUUGCUCCACAUUUGGAACGACUAUUUAUACGUGAUUGCCAAGGUUUAGAAGAAAUAAUCAGUGAGGAAAAACUUAGUGAAGUCGCUGAGCUAAAGCAAAAUUCAAACUUGUUUUCUAACCUAGAGUUUUUGCAUCUAAAUAAUCUGCCCAAAAUGAAGACAAUAUACGGACAUGCUCUACUUUUUCCGCAGCUGAAGAGAAUCACAAUUUUAAAUUGCCCAAUGCUGAAGAAGUUCCCACUAAACUCCAAUAGUGCAAAAGGACGAAGGCUCGUCAUUGAAGGAGAUGAGGGAUGGUGGAAAGAUGUAGAAUGGCAGGAUGAAUCUACCCAAAUUGCUUUUUUCCCCUCUUUCAAACAUCGGUAAUUUACUAAAUGUUGGUUAUUAAUUAAGGCUUAAAGCCAUUAUUGUAUCAUAGCAUACCUCACUCUAAGUUCUAUUUUGUCUAUCCUUAAAUUACAUGUACACGACUUUCUUCUUUAAAUGUAUUAACUCAUUUUUAUAAUUUAUUUA